This is a messenger RNA of Callorhinchus milii (elephant shark), 942 nucleotides long. RefSeq names its product transmembrane gamma-carboxyglutamic acid protein 1. The coding region runs from base 36 to 923 and encodes 295 amino acids. The record is from RefSeq and is a predicted model, not a curated record. NCBI's taxonomy places the organism in Eukaryota, Metazoa, Chordata, Chondrichthyes, Chimaeriformes, Callorhinchidae. Gene Ontology annotation, cellular component: extracellular region. The transcript is spliced from 3 exons. Gene Ontology annotation, molecular function: calcium ion binding.
GACGGGGGGAAUGGCAGAGAGAGGUGUCAUCCAACAUGUGGAACAGCUGCUACAUGUGGGGCAUUGAGCUCCAUGUCUGCGGUGAUGGCACCAGGGGGGAGCCUGGCAAUAUUGAAGAGGAGGAGACCAAGGGCAGAGCCCUGAGGGACGCCCCACGUAACGGUGCGGAGGGGCUGGAGGAGAAUCCAUCAUGGACACAAAGUGGAGACGAUGGGAAAGUUUUUUUGAUGCAAAGUGAGGCAAAUGCUAUUCUAAAAAGAUACCGGAGAGCAAAUAAUUUUUUCGAAGAAGUGAAACAGGGCAACAUAGAACGUGAAUGUCGAGAAGAAGUUUGUACUUAUGAAGAAGCAAGAGAAGCUUUUGAAAAUGAUGAGGCAACCAAUGCAUUCUGGAAAGAUUACAUGAAGGGACCAGAUGACUAUCAAGGAAGUGGCUCUGAUGUUAAUGUGGAUUCAGUGUACAUUAUAGUUCCUCUCCUGACUGGGCUUCUCAUGAUUAUUGUUAUACUUUUUGUUAUCUGGAGAUGCCAACUUAGAAAAGCUACACUCAGGCAGAGUGUUACCCAGACUAGGUGUCAAGCAAACCAGACCAGCAGAAAUGUAUCUGUAGUUGUGUUUGGUUACAAUGAGCAGCAUGUUGGUCCGUUUGACCCAUUACAUACACAGCUACUAGAUGGUCUGACUGCUGAUUAUUCCAGUGGAAAUUGUCUAGCUUCUGGCAUGGUAAUUCAUGGUCCUCUUUGUUCAUCUGGAUUGUCCAAUUCAGGUUUACCGCCAUCCUAUGAUGAGGCCACUGGACAGGUGGGAAAUGUAAGAAAUGAUUGUGCAAACCAUCAUGGAGAGAAUCCUCCGAAGUACGAGGAAAUUGUGAACCCAAAUGUAGCCAAAAAUGUGGUAUCAGAAGUUGAGAGAAAUGUGAGAUAAACAAAUCUUUAAUAUUGCA